CCUCUUCUCCUUCUUCUUCAUCAGCUCCUCCUCCGCUCUUCUGCCUUCUCUCUUCCCCUCUCUCUCUCUCUAAAAAGACUGAACUGAAGUGAACCCAUCAGUGUUCGAAGCAAAUAACAGCCAUAAACCCAAUACAGAAAAAAAAAGAGUCUCUUUAGAUCGGCCGGACUCCGGCAUGGGAGCUCGCCGGGUUUUUAAGUUCCGGCCACCAUCGGUGUCGGUCUUUAUAGUCUAAAUGCAACCAAAACGCCGUCGUCGACUACCCAAUUUCUCUGUUCGGUUUCUUAGUGGCACUACCGCCUCCACCACCACCGUUGAUGAUGACGAAGACGACGAAGACGAUGACGUGGGAUUUUUCUUAAAAGCCCAGAAUUCUCUUCAAAUAACAUAGAGUUCUUUUUUUUUAAUCAGUUGGGUUCUCCCCUCCAAUGGCGGCUACUACCACCAACACUGGCACAGCUUCAGCUGCUAUGGACUCUUCCUCAGUAGCAGCUUCGGCUGACGACGCCGCUGCCAAAGCCGUACAUAAGCGUUACGAAGGACUGGUCAUGGUUCGUACGAAAGCCAUAAAGGGUAAAGGCGCUUGGUAUUGGGCUCACCUGGAGCCCAUGCUGGUUCAGAACACCGAUACCGGUAUGCCAAAAGCGGUGAAGCUCCGUUGUUCGUUAUGCGACGCCGUUUUCUCAGCUUCCAACCCAUCUCGGACUGCCUCCGAGCAUCUAAAGCGAGGGACUUGUCCCAAUUUCAACUCAGUUGCGAAACCCAUUUCCUCCGUUUCACCUUCUUCAGCCACCAUGGUCUCACCUUCCUCCACCACUGCGCCACCGCACCACCAUAACCACCGUAAACGAAGCUCUUCCUCAGUCGGUGGAGGAGGGUCUGCUUCGUCGUACCAUGUCUCGCCACUUGCAGUGGUGGAUCCAUCUCAUCGGUACUGUACCGAGUUAACGUACUCGCCUUCAGCUUCGGGGGCCACGACGGUGGUCACGGCCAUAACCGGAUCUUUACUACCUCAACAGCAGCAGCAUUUGAUGUUGUCCGGUGGUAAAGAUGAUUUGGGAGCUCUUGCUAUGUUAGAAGAUAGUGUUAAGAAGCUAAAGAGUCCUAAAACGUCACCUGGACCAGCUCUGAGCAAGGCCCAGAUUGAGUGUGCACUUGAUUAUUUGGCUGAUUGGGUCUACGAGUCAUGUGGGUCUGUCUCUUUCACCAGUCUUGAGCACCCAAAGUUUAGAGCUUUCCUUAACCAAGUGGGUUUGCCCGCGAUUUCAAGGAGAGAGUUUACCGGGUCUAGAUUGGAUGCCAGGUUUGAGGAAGCUAAGAGUGAGUCAGAGGCCAGAAUUAGAGACGCCAUGUUUUUCCAAGUUGCCUCAGAUGGUUGGAAGCCUAAUAAUAACUAUGGAGUUUUUGGUGAAGACAAUUUAGUAAAUUUAACUGUGAAUCUUCCUAAUGGGACUAGUUUGUACCGCAAGGCAGUUUUCGUUAGUGGGUCUGUGCCAUCAAAGUAUGCUGAGGAGGUUUUGUGGGAGACAGUCACAGGCAUUUGUGGGAAUGUUGUUCAACAGUGUGUAGGAAUAGUAGCAGACAGGUUUAAGGCCAAAGCACUGAGAAGCUUAGAGAAUCAGAAUCACUGGAUGGUCAAUCUUUCUUGUCAAUUCCAGGGGUUCAAUAGUUUGGUUAAGGACUUUGCCAAGGCACUGCCAUUGUUCAGGACAGUCAGAGAGAAUUGUCUCAAGCUUGCAACUUUUGUCAAUAACAAGUCCCAGGUUAGAAAUAGCUUUCAUAAAUUUCAAAUGCAGGAAUAUGGUUACACUGGUUUAAUAAGACUACCACUGCCAGAGUAUGAAGGUAUCAACUUUUUUGAACCUAUAUAUACAAUGCUUGAGGAUAUACUCAAUUCAGCUAGAGCACUACAGUUGGUUCUGCUUGAUGAAGCUUUUAAGUUAGCUUCUAUGGAAGAACCUGUUGCCAGAGAGGUUUCUGAGAUGAUUGGGGAAGUGGGGUUUUGGAAUGAAGUUGAAGCUGUACAUUCAUUGGUUAAAUUGAUCAAAGACAUGGCUCAAGAGAUAGAGGUGGAAAGACCACUAGUAGGGCAAUGUCUUCCUCUUUGGGAUGAACUUAGAGCAAAAGUGAAAGACUGGUGUUCCAAGUUUCACAUUAGUGAAGGGCCUGUGGAGAAGAUUAUCGAAAAACGGUUCAAGAAGAAUUAUCAUCCAGCUUGGGCUGCAGCAUAUAUACUUGAUCCUCUUUACUUGAUUAGAGAUACUAGUGGUAAAUACCUACCUCCAUUCAAAUGUUUGACAACUGAUCAGGAGAAAGAUGUGGACAAGCUCAUAACCCGGCUUGUAUCAAGGGAGGAGGCUCAUAUUGCUUUGAUGGAGCUCAUGAAAUGGAGAACAGAAGGGCUCGAUCCUGUGUAUGCUCGUGCAGUACAAAUGAAAGAGAGAGACCCGGUAACCGGCAAGAUGAGGGCUGCUAAUCCGCAGAGUAGUAGGCUUGUGUGGGAAACUUAUCUAACUGAAUUCAAGUCACUUGGAAAAGUUGCAGUUAGGCUCAUCUUCCUUCAUUCUACUUCAUGUGGAUUCAAAUGCAAUUGGUCAUUGUUGAGAUGGGUGUCUGCUCAUGGACAUUCAAGGGUUGGUAUGGAGAAGGCACAGAAGUUAAUAUUCAUUGCAGCUCAUUCUAAGCUUGAGAGGAGAGAUUUCUCAAGUGAUGAAGAUAAGGAUGCAGAGCUAUUGGCCUUAGCAAACGAAGAAUCAAUCAGAGGAAGCACUUUUCAGUCUAUUUACAGGAAGCGUUCGACAAAAACAUCGGUGCAGCACUGGAGAGACCACCUUGAGUUGGUUGGUUGUUGGAAUAAGUUGUUAGAGCAUGAUUAAAGAAAAGUUUGCCAAGAAGGAUCCAAAGAGGGAUUUGACCUGAAAUUUUUCGGCUAAAAUGGUGUCGUUUCACAAGCUAUGAAAAGCUUAGUUUGCACCAGCCAAAUGGAAUGGAUGGCAAGGCAAGCCGUAUCAGUGUGUGGGUCAAGCAACCUCGUUAGUAGCUAAAGAGUACAAGCUUUUUAGCUGGAGAAGCACUUGAAGUUGAAACUAUGUUUUAUUUUUUUUAAAAAAAAAAAAAUCAUCUCAACCAUAUCUCCUGGUUUUUGUGUCUAAGAAAGAGUAGAGUCCCACCAUGAAAAAAACAGUACCAAGUCUUUUUCCAACUCCAAGCUUUAGUUUUGGUGGUUAUAGAGAGAACUCUACUACUGUUCUUCAGCUGUGGCUAUCCAUCAAAUCAAGCUUUGGAUUACAUGUCUUUUAAACAUUCCAAAAGCUGUUUGAUUGUUAAGAAAAAGGCUUUCAAAGGAUUCCAAAAUUAGGAUGACUGUCAAACAAGAAACAGCCAAUUGAGCAAGCGAAAGAGACGAGUGUGAUUUCACAAAGAGCUCUAGCAGAUCUUCUGGUGCUAAAAUGGUGAAGUUUUCUGCUGCUGUUGAUAAAGCUCUAGAUAGUUUUUGUAUACAUAUAUGCCAUUGAAACAUUAUUGUUCUUGUGAUUUCAAGGUUCCAACAUGUAAGUGCAUGGAAUUAUUAUUUUUCUUGUAACUAUACCCUUUUUAGUGAUGGAAUGAAAUCUCUCCCAUUAUUCUUUUCUCAUCCAA
Messenger RNA from Humulus lupulus (European hop), 3639 nucleotides. RefSeq lists its product as uncharacterized. The transcript has 3 exons. Bases 429 to 2876 code for a protein of 815 amino acids. The record is from RefSeq and is a predicted model, not a curated record. NCBI's taxonomy places the organism in Eukaryota, Viridiplantae, Streptophyta, Magnoliopsida, Rosales, Cannabaceae.